CCGGACCGAAUCCAAAUCCGAAUCCAUAUUCGGAUCCGGUUUUGACAAAUCGGAGACGGAUCUAAAAUACAUGCUCUGCUCUCUGCUUUCUAUAGAACCCAACGCAGUUUGCUUAUUGAUAGUAGUGCCUACCGCCACAACCACCAUCUGAAGCUGCAACAACACCUUUCCGCACUCUUCUCCAGCUGCAAUGGCUGAUGAGGAACCUGUUGAUCAGAAGAAAUAUCUUGAAGAGUCUUGCAAACCAAAAUGUGUAAAAGCAUUGCUUGAAUAUCAGGCAUGUGUCAAAAGGAUCCAAGGUGAUGAAACCGGGAACAAACACUGCACUGGACAAUAUUUUGAUUAUUGGUCUUGUAUAGACAAAUGUGUUGCACAAAAGCUAUUCUCCAAACUGAAGUAAUGGGGGAUAAAUCUAUGGUAUAUCGUCAUUGCAUUAUGUUCUAUUGUCAUUCCUACACAACUGAUCUCACACAAUUGAUUUUGUGACCAAACUAUAUGGCAUGUAUGGUUACGUGGAUACUGCGAAAUUUUGAGCUCUUCUUGUUGUUGACCUUUGAUAAUGAUCAAUAAUAAGAACUUUGCCAAAUCAUGACUCAGGAUGUAUUCUGAAACCGAUCUGACAUUUUUAGCAAGUUGUAAACUGUGAUUUGAAGUGUGGUUCUUUUAAAUUUUUCUGGUUCAAGUGUUGCAGCUGAAUAAUGCAAAAUCAGAGG
Arachis ipaensis is the source of this 713-nucleotide messenger RNA. Its product is annotated as cytochrome b-c1 complex subunit 6-1, mitochondrial. Gene Ontology annotation, cellular component: respiratory chain complex III. The record is from RefSeq and is a predicted model, not a curated record. Lineage: Eukaryota; Viridiplantae; Streptophyta; Magnoliopsida; Fabales; Fabaceae. Gene Ontology annotation, biological process: mitochondrial electron transport, ubiquinol to cytochrome c.